AUUUUUUUCAACCAUGUGCUUGUUGCGAACUAGGCAUUCAUGUUUCAAAUUUGUUUAGAGGAAGAGUGGUAAGAUGUCUCAACCCUCGUGGCCUGAGUUGAAACACAUUGAAGAAGAGAACAGACAUGAAUUAGUGAUUGGAUCGAUGUAUUCAAAAACUAUUGAAGAGUCGGGUAUAGAUCCGUUCCUAUUCUCGUUGGUGAAUUUAAAUUAUUUGAAUAUAAAUGAAACGUGCUUGACGAGUGUUCCUGAUGACAUCGGCAGAUUAAUCAAUUUGACAAGUCUGAUUCUCUACUCCAACAAAAUAAGCAGUUUGCCGCAGACAAUCGGGAAGUUGAGCAAACUCAAAAUUCUUGAUCUGUCUAGGAAUAAGUUAGAAUCAAUCCCAGAUGAGAUCAGCGCUUUGGGACAGUUGUCGACUUUAAACUUAGGCACAAAUAUGCUGACAAAGAUCCCAAGUUUGGUUAAAAACACGAAACUUAGUAUUCUCGAUCUGUCUCACAAUCAGUUUGAAGAAUUCCCUGACGUUUGCCAUUCGGAGCUUAUCCAUUUGUGUGAAAUGAAACUCAACGGAAACAACAUUAAAGAAGUACCGCCGACCAUUGGUCAGUUGCCUGCCUUGAAGAUGCUCGAUCUGAGUGAUAAUUCCAUUGCAACAGUUCCAGGAGAAUUGUCGGACAUACCAAAACUAAAAGAAGUAAAUUUGAAGGGCAAUAAAUUAAGUGACAGGCGAUUGUUGAAGCUAGUUGAUCAAUGCCAUGCGAAGCAAGUGUUGGAUUAUAUCAGACAAAGUUGCCCCCGAGUGACUGGUGUAGCCGAAUCUGGUCAUGGUGGCAAAGGCAAAAAAGGAAAGAAAGGGAAAAAAGCUGAACAUAGUGAAUCGACUAACCACACUUCAGAAACGAUUGAACAACUAUGUCACAAGAUGGAAGUCAUUCACGUAUCUGAUUCAACACCAUCAGUGAAGAUAAUUGAUGGAGUGAAAUCUGUUAGACCUUUUAUUGUUUGCUGCAUUGUUAGAAAUUUGAACUUCACACCAGAUUCAUUUAAGAAGUUCAUUCAGAUGCAGACGAAACUUCAUGAUACUGUCUGUGAGCAUCGCAAUUCAGCUACCAUUGCUACUCAUGAUUUGGAUCUGUUGCCACCUGGAGAUCUUGUUUAUACUGCGAUGCCUCCAAAUGUGCUGAAGAUUCGUCCUCUUUCACGAACACGGGAAUAUACUGGUUUGGAAUUGUUCCUACAGUUACAGAAAGAGGCUGAUGAACUCAGAAAGGAGAAGAAACGCAAUAUUUACUCAGGAAUACACAAGUAUUUAUAUCUUGUGGAAGGAAAGUCACUUUUUCCAUGUCUGCUGGAUAGUACUGAAAGAGUGAUAUCAUUUCCACCAAUAACAAAUAGUGAUAUUUCAAAGAUGUCAGCAAGCACCAAAUCAAUGCUAGUGGAAGUAACUAGCACAAUCAACCAGUCAACAUGUCGCUCUGUAGCGGACGCUCUCCUAAGAGAAACACUACAAUUGGGUGUCAGUUGUACUGCUGAUCAGGCAACUGAUCCUGAGAAAGUAAAUGGGAGGAUGUACCAAUCACUCACAGUUGAACAGGUGAAGAUUGUUGAUAUUGAAGGCAGUCUGAAGUCAGUUUACCCAGCCCGCAAUGACCUGAUGUUUGAGGGAUCACAACAAAUUGUAGUUGUGAGGAAGUAAUUUAUUUUGUCUUACGAAUGCCAUGUGAAGCAAACCAAUUCAAUAACAUUUCAUCAUUACUCCUUUAAAAUAAUGUCACACAUCUGUGCAGGUAAUUUUUGUAAGCUCUUUGCAUCAUCUUAUACAUUUGAUAGAAGAAAGGAGGAAUAACUGACAUGUCUCCAGGGACUGGGUAACACAGGGGUGUUUCAGAAUAUAGUCCACUAAAAGAAUUAUCCCACAUCAGUGCAUAAUUUACUGGCAAUUUACCGAUGUACUAUCAGGUACCUGCUGCCAGUAGGACAGCAGAACUGUAAAAAUUUGUUCUAUGGGAUAGCUCCAUACUUGCCAUAGUUACUAUGUCCUUAAAGACAUACUACUAUAUGUUGAAAAAAGAAUGUAAAGUAAUUUCUCCAUGUUGUUUGUAUUCUAAAAAAAUUAACCUACAUGAUAUUGUAUUCUUCCUCACCACUUGCACAUCUACUGGAUGUGUGAUGCCUAGUAACUGUCGGCAAGAUUGUAAAACUUUUCUGAUGUUUCAACCACAGGAAUUAAUAUGGGGCUGUAACCUGUUGCUUUUUGUUCCUCAUUUGCUCUGAAUACUUGACAUCGAAGUGAUUGUGAUUUGCUGUAUUGGGAGUAAACUAUUUUUUAAAAAAAAUUUUAUGCGGCACGGGUGAAUCAGUUUCACGACAGAGGUUUCCCACGAUUUGCUUCCAUGGUUGUAAUAAGUAUUAUGUGGCUGUGACGUACAAAUGGUAUUGAAAAUUGCCAAAAACCUGAAAGUUGUUUUUCUUGGAAGAAGAGGCAGAAUCAAUGUGGAUUUUAAGUAUUCAUUUGGAGCACAGCACAAAUAAAAUACAAUGUGUGCAGGAGCACUGUAAAUACAAAAUACUAGUGUUGUAUACUGUGUAUUUUUAUUAUGAAUUGUAUGUUAAAAGUGUAGCCAUUUGCUCAUUAAUUCAUGUAAUGACAUUGGUUCCACAUUUCAGACUGAUUUGUUUUUUAAAGUAAAUUAUAUUUCAAAUA
This is a messenger RNA of Schistocerca nitens (vagrant locust), 2707 nucleotides long. RefSeq names its product leucine-rich repeat-containing protein 47-like. The record is from RefSeq and is a predicted model, not a curated record. Gene Ontology annotation, molecular function: phenylalanine-tRNA ligase activity; RNA binding; protein binding. The transcript has 7 exons. Gene Ontology annotation, biological process: phenylalanyl-tRNA aminoacylation. The coding region runs from base 74 to 1699 and encodes 541 amino acids. NCBI's taxonomy places the organism in Eukaryota, Metazoa, Arthropoda, Insecta, Orthoptera, Acrididae.